CCGGGCUUGGGGGGCGGCUGCACAGUCUCCGGGCUCCUCAGGCCUUGAGGGGGGUCUGCGCGCGGCCGGCUGGCUCUGCCCGCCCCCCCCCCACGUCCGGUCCGGAGCGGGCCUCCCUCGGGCCAGCCCGAUGUGACCGGGCCCAGCGGAGCCUGAGUAAGGAGCCGGUUCGUCGCGGAGCCGGAGGGCGGGAGGAACAUGACAUCGCGGAGAUGGUUUCACCCAAAUAUCACUGGCGUGGAGGCAGAAAACCUACUGUUGACAAGAGGAGUUGACGGCAGUUUCUUGGCGAGGCCCAGCAAAAGCAACCCUGGCGACUUCACGCUUUCCGUUAGAAGAAAUGGAGCUGUCACCCACAUCAAGAUUCAGAACACUGGUGAUUACUAUGACCUGUACGGAGGAGAGAAAUUUGCCACUUUGGCUGAAUUGGUCCAAUAUUACAUGGAACAUCAUGGGCAAUUGAAAGAGAAGAAUGGAGAUGUCAUUGAGCUCAAAUAUCCUCUCAACUGUGCCGAUCCUACCUCUGAAAGGUGGUUUCAUGGACACCUCUCUGGGAAAGAAGCAGAAAAAUUAUUAACUGAAAAAGGAAAACAUGGUAGCUUUCUUGUGCGCGAGAGCCAGAGCCACCCUGGAGAUUUUGUUCUCUCUGUCCGAACUGGAGAUGACAAAGGGGAGAGCAAUGAUGCCAAGUCUAAAGUGACCCACGUCAUGAUCCGCUGUCAGGAACUGAAAUAUGAUGUUGGUGGAGGAGAACGGUUUGACUCUUUGACAGACCUCGUGGAGCAUUACAAGAAGAAUCCUAUGGUAGAAACAUUGGGCACAGUACUACAACUCAAACAGCCCCUCAACACAACUCGUAUCAAUGCUGCUGAAAUAGAAAGUCGGGUUCGAGAACUAAGCAAAUUAGCUGAGACCACAGAUAAAGUCAAACAAGGCUUUUGGGAAGAAUUUGAGACACUACAACAACAGGAGUGUAAACUUCUCUAUAGCCGGAAAGAGGGUCAGAGGCAAGAAAAUAAAAACAAAAAUAGAUAUAAGAACAUCCUGCCCUUCGAUCACACCAGGGUCGUCCUCCAUGAUGGUGAUCCCAAUGAGCCCGUUUCGGAUUACAUCAAUGCAAACAUUAUCAUGCCUGAAUUUGAAACCAAAUGCAACAACUCAAAGCCCAAAAAGAGUUACAUUGCCACACAAGGCUGCCUGCAGAACACGGUGAAUGACUUCUGGAGGAUGGUCUUCCAAGAGAACUCCCGAGUGAUUGUCAUGACGACAAAAGAAGUGGAGAGAGGAAAGAGUAAAUGUGUCAAAUACUGGCCUGACGAGUAUGCACUAAAAGAAUACGGAGUCAUGCGCGUUAGGAACGUCAAGGAAAGUGCCGCUCACGACUAUACCUUAAGAGAACUUAAACUCUCGAAGGUUGGACAAGGGAAUACGGAGAGAACGGUCUGGCAAUACCACUUUCGGACCUGGCCGGACCACGGCGUGCCCAGUGACCCGGGGGGCGUGCUGGACUUUCUGGAGGAGGUUCACCACAAGCAGGAGAGCAUUGUGGAUGCGGGGCCCGUGGUGGUUCACUGCAGUGCUGGAAUUGGCCGGACAGGGACGUUCAUUGUGAUUGAUAUUCUUAUUGACAUCAUCAGAGAGAAAGGUGUCGACUGUGACAUCGACGUUCCCAAAACCAUUCAGAUGGUGCGGUCACAGAGGUCAGGGAUGGUCCAGACAGAAGCACAGUACCGAUUCAUCUAUAUGGCUGUCCAGCAUUAUAUUGAAACACUACAGCGCAGGAUUGAAGAAGAGCAGAAAAGCAAGAGGAAAGGACACGAAUACACAAAUAUUAAGUAUUCCCUGAUGGACCAGGCAAGUGGAGAUCAGAGUCCCCUGCCACCUUGUACCCCAACACCAUCCUGUGCAGAAAUGAGAGAAGACAAUGCUAGAGUCUAUGAAAACGUGGGCCUGAUGCAGCAGCAGAAAAGCUUCAGAUGAGAAGACCCACCAAGACGUCAAGCACAGAAACAGAUGUGAACUUUCACCCUCUCCCUGAAAAGAUCAAGAACAGAUGCAAGAAAGGUUACAUGAAGAAUGAACUUGAAUUUGGAAAACUUGCACUGUGGUUGGCUACCUUUUGAUAAGCAAAAUUUGAAACCAUUUAAAGACCACUGUAUUUUAACUUGAUGAUACCUGAUUUCUAGUUACUCAUGUCCUCAGAUAAGAAAUCAUCUCUAUGAUGUAGACAGUGUUAUAUUUUAUGGAAUUUUAUUUUAAAUUGAGGAAGCAGUUAAAUUGUGUUGUAUAUUUUACAGAUGAUGGUGACUCAAAUUCUAGUUAUUGGCAUUUUUUUUUUAUAACCUCAACAGAUUGAGUUUCCUCUCCCCUCUUUGUAGGGGAUGCUAGGGCACUUGUAAGAGGAAAAAUGAUUUGGAAAAAUUAAGUAACAACAUCCUAUAGAAGAGUGAACAGUUUUAUUUAUCAUCACUUAUCCAGUAGUGGAUAAUUCAUUUUGAUGGCCUCUUAUUUUGGCUCAAGAAUAAUUAAGCCAGUGCCCCAGACUGUCUACCUUUGCAUUGACAUUAAAAAAUCACGGAGGGGAAAGAUCAUGGGAACUUAGGAUAAAAGGCAUGCUUUCUUCUUAGCAGUUGACCAGUUACCAUUCAGCCUGUUGACUGAAAACGUUGUGGUGGGAAAACAUUUGCCAUCUUUCCUUUUCAUUUGAGUAAUUGUCUUGUGUUUGGGGAAAAAAAUUGCAUCUUCAGAUAACCAGUUUUUGGUUAUCAUUUGUUGCUGACAAACCACCUCAAAACUGAGUGGCUUAAAACAAGAGCUUGCUUUUUCUCACCUUCUUCAAACUGGGCUGGGCUCAGCUGGGUGAUUCCUCUCCUUGUCUUGCUGGUGUCACUCAUGUGGUGGGCAGGAUGGCUUGGCUUCUCUGUCUGCGUGUGGUCCUCAGGUCUCUUAUUCGCCAGCAGGGUAGCUGGACCACAUUCAUGGGAGCUCUGAGGCCCCAAGGGUAUAGAGUAGUAACGGCCACAUGCACUGAAGACUUCAACCCAGAACUGUCGCCGCAUCAUUUCUACUGCCCCGUGUUGGUUAAAGCCAGUCCCAGGCCCAGGCCCAGGGCCAGGCCCAGGCCCCGUUUGGGAAGAGGGGCCUGCAUGAGGGCAUGAACUGGAGGUAAGUUUCCUUGGAGGCCCCCAGCGUAACAGUCAGGACCAGUGCCAUGGAAAAACAGCUAAAAAAAAAAGUAGCAAAAGUAGGAGCCGCUAGUGACCUUGGAAAGCUGAAGCUGGUUAUGAUAACUGGUGUAAGUUGGGAGUCGGGCAGAAACAGGGCCUUCAGCAAGCUUCUUGAACCACUUCUGCUGGCUCUUAGCAUAUUUUCUGAACCAUCACUUUGGGCACCUGACCUCUCAAGGAUGGAUGUGUUUGUGAGGGCAGAGCAUUUGAAAGCAGAACCAGCUCACUGCCCUAGCCCCUACAGAGAGGUGUAUGGAGUGCACUCCCACAUAUCCCACACCCAUGCCUGCCGUUGGCUGAGUGAGGAGGAGCAGUUCUCCUGAGGCCACUAAUCUGACUGAAUUAGCAGUAGCUCAUUUUUGUUUUAACUGAGCAGUAAGAUUUGCUAACGUCCUACCUGAAGUGCCUUCUCCAAAGACAUCCCUCUUUGCCCUGUGUGUUGAAUCAUCAUUCAAUGAGUGUAUUUCAAUUAAAGCGUCAUUGGUGGACAUGGUAAAGAUAAUAAAAUGCCAUGGCAACUUUGCUGUUAAGUCAUGGGCUCCUUCAUCGAAUUCUUCUUGCUUUGUCUCCUGAAAAAGAAGGACUAGAUCCAGCCCUGGUAGUAGUUCCUUCCUGAGGGCUUUACCUCCUUUAAAAUCCUGAGGAGAUUUGUUUGAGGAGAGCCUGGCUGCCAUUUUCAGAAGACAAAAAUGUACAUUGGAAAAAAAGAGUAUGUUGAUUUCCCCCCUACCCCACCUCCCAUCCCGCCUGGCCGUUGAACUUCAGCAUUGAAGCACAGCCUUCAGUGCUUCAGAACACAGGUCUGAUCUGAAGGUAAUUACCUUGUAAGAGGAAUGUAAAUGACUACUGUCUUCUUGUCAAACCUGUAAGGAAAGAGAUUCCAGUUAAGUAUUUGCAACAAGGAUCUUGCGUCCUGUUAUUUUUUAUUACAUUGUCACAUUGAAGGGUUCUCAUUUUUGCGGUAAAUUUUUGACUGUGGACUUUGGGGGCAAGGUCUUUCACCAGCAAACAAGGGUUUGAUUGUACAAUAUAUCUGCUGCAGUAACGUCUCUGCCUGUAGCUUAAGAUCAGUUGGUUUUGCACUUGGAAACCACCUGAUCUUGGCCAGCUUUGUAAAGGGACAUUGAUUUCAUUUAGAUUUCCCUCCAUAAAGUCAGCAAACUAUCAUGUGCUAUAAACUGAUGCCAAGACAAGGUUGUAAUAGUCCCUAGGGUGCUGAGGUGUGCCAUGUGUUUGGUAAAGGUGAUUGUAGGUUCUUGGGUAACGUUACAUGGGAUGGAUUCAGGUGGAGGGACUGUGAAGAUGGGUGGGGGCAGGGGGCGGGGGCUCAAGGUGCAGGUAGAAAAAAAUACAGUGGAAAUGGAAGUUCCAAAGAGGUGGUUUCUGAGGAAGUCAGAGGGCCUGGGGCCAGAGCAGUCAGUAAUAGUUGAAUCAAGUUACUGGGAAGUAGGUGUGAUAGCUACACGUCUACAGUCUGCUUCCAGGUUGCUGGUAGACAUUAAAUUUGCACAAUAUCCCGUAGCUGGCUAAGUAUUUUAAAAUUAUAAGCAUAAGAUUUUAUAUUUGGGGUGAAGAAAUUACCUGGCACGUGGUAUUGGGGUUUUUUAAAAAGAAGCCAAAUUUCAGAGUCUUAAUAACUUUUUUAAAAAGGAAAAAAAAAAGCAAAAAGACACCUUGUAUUCAGUGUGUGGCCCUCCUGAAAAUUCUGGUCAUCUCUCCCUUUGAAAUCAGUGACUCAGUGACUUUUUAAAUGUGGCUAAACAGGGAUGAGAACGUACAUGUAUGAUUUUCUUGGUGUUUGUGCGUCCUUUACAAAGCCCAGUUGCUUUGGAACACCCAAGAAAGUCAUCAAGAUUAUUUUUAGGUGUUAUUAAGGGGUUGUUAAGGGUUUACUGGGGUUUUUAAGAACUAAUAUAAUGUCCUGGGUUCUUUCUAGUGCAGAGGAAUGUGGAAAAAGGUAUGCAGUUGUGAAGUGCUUUGUUGUAGCUUAUUAAUCUGCAAGGGAGACUUAGGUUGUAGACAUAAGUACAAACCCAGUGCAGUUUUUGUUUUCUGUAUGUUGUUGGGGGAAUAAAGUUUUAUAUGGCAAGCACAUGGCCUCCCUGAUUUCAAUAUGCCUUUAUUAGGAUCUGUAUUAGCCCUUGAUUUCUUUAAAAUCUUUUUUCCUCUUCCUCUUGAAAAGUAAGUUCCAAAAUAUAGUUUAUUGUAUCUUCCAUCCCUAAAGUUUAUUCCUUUUUCAUUACGGGCAGUUCACACAAGGCAAAAAUAUUAAACAGUUGGUUUUAGUGUGUUGUAUAACUUUACUGUCUAUCAAACUAAUUUUUACAAGUUUUCAUCCUAAACCUCAAAUCAUGUAAUUAAUAAUUUGCCUGUUUAUUUAUGACCUAAUUGUGAUUCUUUUAUUAAUAAAAGCUAAUGGAAAAGGACCCUUUAUUAAGUUGAUGACUAGACCUACAGGUAAUUUUCCUGCAGUAUAUGAAGUAUUGUGCCAGAGUAUUGAAAGAUAUGUAAUAUUUUAUUGAUAAAUCUAUCCUUCAAAAGGAAGACGUUUUAGGAUGUCAUCAUUUUGAUGUGAAUCAUGUAAAUGUUGAUAAUAUGCACUGUUUAUUAUACAUUUAGUGUUUCAAGAGAUUCAGUUAAUUGCCUUUUUGCCCACGUAUAUUACAUAGUCUAUUUGCAAUUGUUUUUAAAAAAUAACAUUAAGAGAAUAGUUUAUGUAGAGGAACGUUAGUGGCUGUUAAUUGUCUCCCCACCUAUAUUUAUGGGUGUUAGUUUUAACUGCUUUGCUAGUUGCAAAGCUGCAUUAUCAGAGUAAAAGUGUAUUUGUAAACUGUAUGGGAACUAAAAAUUAGGAAUAAAACCAUUUUCUUAUAUUA
Messenger RNA from Budorcas taxicolor (takin), 6103 nucleotides. RefSeq names its product protein tyrosine phosphatase non-receptor type 11 (gene PTPN11). The coding region runs from base 199 to 1980 and encodes 593 amino acids. Gene Ontology annotation, biological process: protein dephosphorylation. NCBI's taxonomy places the organism in Eukaryota, Metazoa, Chordata, Mammalia, Artiodactyla, Bovidae. Gene Ontology annotation, molecular function: protein tyrosine phosphatase activity. The transcript is spliced from 16 exons. The record is from RefSeq and is a predicted model, not a curated record.